UGGAUGCUAGUGUUUGCAGGGUUCUGGGUUUCAUGAGAAAUUUAGGACAAACAACCGGUAAUAUGAAUCCAGAAGAUCCUAUUCGAGCCGAAAUGCUUCGGCGAGCUGCUCGUCUAUCAUCCAGUAUAGAAAGCGAAGAAGCCUGGCAUCUUAUCGGACUGUUUCAAGAAACUCAACCAGCGACAUUUCUCCGCAUCUGUCAUCGUAUUUUGGCUUCAUUUCUGGAACUCACACACGACUACUUUGAUCAAGGUUGGCCCCUCAAAUCCCGUCUGCUCUCGGACUCAGGUCACAACGGAGGCUCUAUGAGUAGACGACACCAGUGGCGUAGCAAAACCUUAUCUAUGGCGUUGGAUAAUAUCGUGUGUGACCGUCGAGGAACAUCAACAAUUGAUCCCCUAUUGCUCUCCGGCUAUCGCACUACCAGAAUCCCAAACCAUGUCCUUGGUUCUCCACUUCGAAGGUCACCCUGCGUAAACUGUGAUUCGCCUGACAAAUCACCAGCAGAUAGUAUGAGACGUCAACAGACACCAAACAGUCUUAGUAAACUUAGAGCGAUCACAGCCCGUCGCUUAUUCAAGCAAAUCCUCCCGUCCAAACCAACCAAUGUGAAUCACAAUGGUGGAAUGAAGUUAUUUUCCACUCGACCCGAAGAACCAAUGAACAUUGGUCCUACCAUCACAGACGUUUAUUCCACCGAAGGCUUAUUUCGCAUACCUGGGAACUCCCAACGAAUUCGCGAUCUAUGGAUUCAGAUGCAAGACUAUUUUCAAACUCCUUACAUACGCAUUCCACAGCCCGAACCGGAUAACCACAACACGUGUGCCGCUGUGCACUGGGAUCGUUGGGAUGUCUAUAACAUACUGAGUUGUUAUUCUCCACAUGAUCUUGCCAGUCUACUACUGCGAACAAUUGUAACCGGUUCCCGUAUGACCCCAUCUUCCGCAUUGUCCUCCGCCUCCAAAUAUCCACCUCGGCAUUUGUGGAAUGAUGAUUUUUCCGCCGAUUCCUACAGUACACAUGGUUUGAUACCUACUCAAGCAAGCCACUUGUGUUUUCUUGCCACACGUCUUCAAUACGUUCUGAAUGGAGAUGACUCCCACCUUCCAAGUGAAGAUUGGGUACCGAUAUUGUGCCAAGCCAGACAGCUGUUGACCUAUCGCAUCGUGCUUCAACUGCUCUUACCCGGUCCUGAACGAAACAUUCUACUGGGACUACUCCAGUUGUUCAAUCGGGUUGCGAAAGCGAAUGCAACAUCUAGAAUGUCGGCGGAAUGUUUGGCUCGAUGCGCUGCGGUAGCCGUGUUCGGUCCUCCCUCAGUGACACGCACACCUGAACUAUCCACCUCAGGAUCCGAAGAAAACCCACUGCGCUGGCGAAUUGACACACUUACCAACUUGAUCCACAUGGCCGACCAGUUGUCACAGUUGCCAGAGCUGGUCUACACAAUUGUGCGCAAUCGGUUACGCAUUCGAUUUGGUCACUCUCCGAUUCAGCGUGCGCCACUCACUACGUCAAGUGUUUGUAACUUACCACCAGAUGUCAGUUCAGACAGUAGCGCACACCAACUACCCAAACGCAUGCGGCGAACGAAUCUCCCACUGAAUCCUGACUGGGUUCCUCAAAACAUUAUGACAGGAGUGGGAUCUGUGAUUGAGGGCACAAAAACCGAACUUUCAUCGACAAUUAUCCGCAAAACUCCAGUUCGAAUGAGUUUGCCCCGAUCGGCAUCUGCCCUGGAGCCGGGUACUCGUCUCAGCAAGCCACAGGUCAACAAAUCGCGCGGUCUGAGCGGUGUAGAGGCGUUCCAAUUCUGGCGGAGACAAAAGAGUGCAGCAGUGCAGCAACACCAGCGCGCAAGCGCUCACCGACUAUCCAAAGUACAGAGUGCUAUUGCAUUGAAGCACACCUCUCACCGUUCUAAAGAAGCGGCCAGUUGAAAGCGGUUUUCAUUGCGUGGGAUUCCUCAGUUGACUUUGCCAAGCAUUUCUGUGAUAACCACAUGCCCAAUGUAUGUAUGCACCCUUUCCUAGGCCACGAUUCUUUUCCGACUUUUAUCACGGCAGUGGUCCUUCUAUUCCUCUACUCUACAGCGCUUUUUAUCUUGUUAAGUGAUACAUCAUUCUCAAGCAUCGUAACUCCACCAAGGUCAUCCAUGAUUUGGCUACUGUGUUUUCUUGCGUUGCCCUAUUGUUCGCUUAAUUAUAUCCGAGCUUUCCCGUGUCACUGUUAUUUGGUUUUCAUAUUAACAUAUUGUCCCGACGAACGAGGUGCCUAAUGGCC
Messenger RNA from Opisthorchis viverrini, 2283 nucleotides. RefSeq lists its product as hypothetical. The transcript has 4 exons. Gene Ontology annotation, molecular function: GTPase activator activity. Lineage: Eukaryota; Metazoa; Platyhelminthes; Trematoda; Opisthorchiida; Opisthorchiidae. Gene Ontology annotation, cellular component: cytoplasm. The coding region runs from base 33 to 1940 and encodes 635 amino acids. The record is from RefSeq and is a predicted model, not a curated record. Gene Ontology annotation, biological process: regulation of small GTPase mediated signal transduction.